AUGUCUACUCCCUUUGAGAAAGCCGCUGCUGAAAUUAAAGAGCUUAAGCAAACUCCCAACAGUGAUGAGCUUUUGAAGCUCUAUGGUUUGUUCAAGCAAGCUACUGUUGGAGACAACAACACUCAAAAGCCUGGCCUUUUGGAUAUGAAGGGUAAAUACAAGUGGAAUGCUUGGGAAGAAUUGAAGGGCAAGCCGAAGGAAGAAGCUGUGAACGAAUAUGUUGCUUUAGCCGAAGAACUCAAGGGUAAAUAUGGCUUGAAAUAG
This is a messenger RNA of Schizosaccharomyces osmophilus, 264 nucleotides long. RefSeq names its product fatty-acyl-CoA binding protein Acb1 (gene acb1). Gene Ontology annotation, molecular function: long-chain fatty acyl-CoA binding. The record is from RefSeq and is a predicted model, not a curated record. NCBI's taxonomy places the organism in Eukaryota, Fungi, Ascomycota, Schizosaccharomycetes, Schizosaccharomycetales, Schizosaccharomycetaceae. Gene Ontology annotation, biological process: fatty acid metabolic process. Bases 1 to 264 code for a protein of 87 amino acids. The transcript is spliced from 2 exons.